Molecule: messenger RNA, 1465 nt
Organism: Pseudocercospora fijiensis CIRAD86
Lineage: Eukaryota; Fungi; Ascomycota; Dothideomycetes; Mycosphaerellales; Mycosphaerellaceae
Exons: 5
Coding region: 179-1465 (428 amino acids)
Biological process (GO): mRNA splicing, via spliceosome; mRNA export from nucleus
Molecular function (GO): RNA binding; RNA helicase activity; ATP binding
Source: RefSeq, a predicted model, not a curated record
CCACCACCAUCGUCAGCUGCGCAGACUCCAUUUCUGCGCGUGAUAACUCCUUCACUUGAACUUUUCCGACUAUCGUCACCUUCCGCCGAGUCCUUACUGCCGCGCGCACGCCGACUCGAGGCCGCCGCAGCCUUUCUCACAAUCACCACCUUUCCGCUAACACAACACCCCCUUCACCAUGUCUGCCGAGGAAGAUCUGAUCGACUACUCCGACGAGGAGCUCCAGCCGACCGAUGGCGCCGCUGGUGCUACCGGUGCCGCAGCCGCCAACGGCGACGCGAAGAAAGGUGACCUCACAGUUUCUGGAGGCGCAGACAAAACCAAGGGCAGCUACGUCGGAAUCCACAGUACAUCUUUCCGUGACUUCCUCCUGAAGCCGGAACUUCUCAAGGCUAUUACGGACUGCGGCUUCGAGCAUCCAUCAGAGGUCCAGCAAGUCUGCAUCCCACAGGCCAUUCUCGGAACCGAUGUUCUCUGUCAGGCAAAGUCCGGUCUCGGAAAAACGGCCGUUUUCGUGCUGUCCACACUUCAACAAAUCGAGCCAGUCGCCGGCGAAGUCAGCGUGCUGGUCAUGUGCCACACUCGUGAACUGGCCUUCCAGAUCAAGAACGAAUACCAGCGUUUCAGCAAGUAUAUGCCUGAGGUGAGGACCGAGGUCUUCUACGGUGGUGUUCCGAUUACGGAAAACGAGAAGAUCUUGCGCGACAAGACUACCCACCCGCACAUCGUCGUCGCCACGCCAGGUCGUCUGAAUGCUCUGGUCCGCGAGAAGAAGCUGCGACUUGGCAGUGUCUCGCGUUUCGUCCUUGACGAAUGUGACAAGAUGCUUGAUCAGAUUGACAUGCGCCGUGAUGUGCAGGAAAUCUUCCGCGCGACGCCCACCCAGAAGCAGGUGAUGAUGUUUUCAGCCACCCUGUCUGCUCAGACCAAGCCAAUCUGCAAGAAAUUCAUGCAGAAUCCUCUCGAGAUCUAUGUCGACGACGAAGCCAAGCUCACACUCCAUGGUCUUCAGCAGUACUAUGUGAAGCUCACCGAGGAGGAGAAGAACAGACGCCUGAAUGACCUUCUGGACACACUUUCGUACAACCAGGUCAUCAUCUUUGUCAAGAACACCAUCCGUGCCACCGAGUUGAAUCGACUGCUCGUUGAGUGCAACUUCCCCUCAAUCACUGUUCACUCCAACUUGCCCCAAGACGACCGAAUCAAGCGCUAUCAAGCCUUCAAGAAUUACGACAAGCGCAUCUGUGUCAGCACAGACGUCUUUGGUCGCGAAUCCAUUGCUCAGGCUGCGGACACAUAUCUUCAUCGCGUCGGUCGUGCCGGACGUUUCGGUACCAAGGGUAUUGCUAUCAGCUUCGUGAGCUCCGACCGCGACGCGGAUGUGCUCAAAGCGAUUGAGGCGCGAUUCGAGAAGAAGGUAGACGAGUACCCUGAAGGAGGCGUUCAGCUGCAGGACGGGGAGUAA